Lathyrus oleraceus (garden pea) is the source of this 609-nucleotide messenger RNA. RefSeq lists its product as uncharacterized. Bases 1 to 609 code for a protein of 202 amino acids. The transcript has a single exon. The record is from RefSeq and is a predicted model, not a curated record. Lineage: Eukaryota; Viridiplantae; Streptophyta; Magnoliopsida; Fabales; Fabaceae.
AUGGUCCCAGAUGCGGCAACUAAUAAGACUAUCCAAGUGGUCGCAAGAGGCCAAGAAAUUAUGGUGAAAAUGCAAGAGGAUAUGAACCAACAUGCCAAUGUUGCCAAUCCUCUCAUCCUUCCAGUGGUCGAGACUCCGAGUCCGCCUCCUCAAGUUGACCCUCUAGUUAACAUAACCGCACCCGGUGGUGUUUCACACGUCAAUCUUAGUCCUCAUGUUGUUGAAAUAGUCAAUCAACAUGAUGCUUUCUUUAGCCCAAGGGCUGCCUCUCAGUAUGAUGCUUUCGGUCCGACGACCAAUGAGGUGGAGAAGAAGGUAAAGGCUAUUGAGGAGAAGCUUAAAGAAAUGGAGAGCACCAAUGUUUUGGGUCUUGAGGAAAUAGAAAUGUGUCUAGUUCCUAGGGCCGUCGUUCCGACCAAGUUCAAAGUCCCAUACUUUGAAAAAAAUAAGGGAAAUAGUGACCCUAGGACUCACAUUAGGGCAUACUGCCGAAAGAUGGUUGCUUAUUCCAGUGAUGAUCGACUAUUAAUGCAUAUUUUCCAAGAUUCCCUCAGUGGGGCAUCUUUGGAUUGGUAUAUGCAACUCGAGGGCCGCCAUAUUCGCACAUGA